Messenger RNA from Thermothelomyces thermophilus ATCC 42464, 1514 nucleotides. RefSeq lists its product as uncharacterized. The record is from RefSeq and is a predicted model, not a curated record. Lineage: Eukaryota; Fungi; Ascomycota; Sordariomycetes; Sordariales; Chaetomiaceae. The coding region runs from base 249 to 1247 and encodes 332 amino acids. The transcript is spliced from 4 exons.
GAUCGGUUGACGCACCAUCGGCAAGAAACAUGCGCGCAGGCCACUACUCUAUGGCGGUGCCACGCGUCCAAGGGCAGGAGGGCCUUCUCAUUGCCGAUGAUGUUAGAAUUAGAACAGAUAGAUAUAAAAGGCCUACCUUCCUGACCUCGAAGCUGCGUGGUCGGCCCUGAUCUGCGCUCGACUCAACGACAUCCUUAUUACCUAGUUACGUACCUGGUACUUGGCGAUUCAGACGAUCCAGUUCCAUCAUGGCCGGGCAGAACAAGUACGGUUUCGAGACGACGGGCUCUCAGCUCGUCCAGGAGCUGGCGCCGCACAUCCGCGGCAAGGUCAUCCUGACGACGGGCGUGUCGCCCAACAGCCUCGGGGCCGAGUUCGUGCGCGCCAUCGCCGUGGCCGGGCCGGCGCUGCUGAUCCUGGCCGGGCGCGACCUCGCCAAGGUCCGGCAGACGGCCGACGCCGUCGCCGCCGCCCGCCCGGACGUGCGCACGCGCCUGCUGCGGCUCGACCUCGCCUCCCUGGCCGCCGUGCGCGCCGCCGCCGCCGAGCUCAACGCCUGGGCCGACGUGCCCGCCAUCGACGUCCUCGUCAACAACGCCGGCAUCAUGGCCCUCCACCGCUACGAGACCACCGCCGACGGCUUCGAGCGCCAGUUCGGCACCAACCACCUCGGCCACUUCCUCUUCACCAACCUCAUCAUCGACAAGCUCCUCGCCGCUCCCGCUCCCAGGGUCGUGAGCGUCAGCAGUGCGGGCCACCGGCUGAGCUCGAUCCGGUGGGGUGACUUGGAUUUCCACGGGGGAGAGAAUUACAACAAGUGGCACGCCUACGGCCAGUCCAAGACGGCCAACAUGCUGCUGGCCAUCUCGCUGGCCGAGAAACUCGGGCACAAGGGCCUGCGCGCCUUCAGCGUGCAUCCCGGCGCCAUCGGCGGGACUAACUUGGGCCCCCACCUGGACUGGGAUGGGGGUGAAUUUGCCAGCUUUCAAGCGCUAGACAGGGCCCUGGGGAACGAAGAGGGCUGGCAUACUGGCUUUCAGUUCAAGAACAUCGACCAGGGCAUAGCCACCUACGUUUCUGCCGCUUUCCAUCCCAGCCUGGAAGAUCAUAACGGAGAUUACCUCCUCGACUCCCAUAUUGCCGAUCCCUGGGUCGACCCGGUCAAGCCGUGGGCCACGAGCCCUGUCGAAGCAGAGAGGCUAUGGAAGCUGAGCGAGAAGCUGGUCGGGCAGGAGUUCCAGUAUUAAUAACCACGCUGGCCCUUCCAUCUCGCAAGCUGGUUGUUGCACUUUUUUGUCUCAAGUUCGAAAGCUUCAAUCACUGAAUGUAUGAUACUCACGAAGUCGUGAUUAUUAACUAAUUAACUGUGGACGGUUCUCCACUCCUCAAAUACAACAACUAUAGAUGAUUUACACGGCCAAUGAGUCAAUCGGCAGGUUGCAUGUCGACGUUAACGAUAUCAUUGGCUGCUGACGGGGGGACCGACCACUUAGUGGUAUUACUGUAGUCUGUUC